Bursaphelenchus xylophilus (pine wood nematode) is the source of this 1468-nucleotide messenger RNA. NCBI's taxonomy places the organism in Eukaryota, Metazoa, Nematoda, Chromadorea, Rhabditida, Aphelenchoididae. The record is from the annotation of a GenBank genome assembly.
AUGGUGGUCUUCACUAUUUAUGACCUUCUUUAUUCAACAGCACGUGGCUUGAAAAGAAGGAUAUGGAAGCCGGAUUACAAGGCUGUGAUCUUUGAUAUGGGCGGGGUUUAUUACAAAUACCCUGUGCCAAAGAGAGCUGACGAUGUGUUGAAGUCGGGUAGGACGUGAUGAUUCUGAUACGACGUUCUAAAUUUAAAUAUCUUAGAAAAGGAUGUGUUCUUGUCGGCAUUGAAGCAAUAUGAGCUUGGAGACAUUGCGUUCCCAAAAUUGUUUGAGGCAGCGGUACAGAAGUUUGAUUUUUUAAAAGGAAUGGAGCCGAGAGAGUGGCUAAAAAGGAUACUUGGAGAAAAGGUAAGACGAAACGGAAUACAGUGGGGACCUAAUCCAGUGGAAAAAAACGUACCAUUUUGCAUGCGGGAAGUAUCAAAAAUGUGGCAAAAUACUGCCUUCUCCAAGUGAAAAAACUUCGUUUUGAAGGCCCUUUUGAAAUAGGAGUUUUUUCACUUGGAGAGGAAGGUAUUUUGCUGCAUUUUUGAUACUUCCCGGAUGCAAAAUGGUACGUUUUUGGCCAAUGGUUCAGGUGCGCCACCGUAAACUGAUUGUUUUUGUUUUGUGUUACACGUCUGUUUAGUCAGUUUUGACAAGCCAAAAAAACCUUUUUUAAUUGACUAUCCAGCCUACAAAAGUCAUCAAAAUUCCAAUCUUCAGAGAUUCACGCCCUUAAAAAAACCAAAUGCUAAAUUUUAAUAAUUAUUUAUCGAUAUCUUCUUUUGCAACACGAGGGUUUUUAAGGAUCCAUUCAUUACAAAAGCGGUUCAAAAACUGAAGGAAUCUGGCCAAUUCAAAGUAGCAUUGCUCACAAAUAUUGGAUUCAGCGAUGACAGUCGUUCGAAAACGGAUGUCCCAGAGGAUAUUGAUCAGUUUGACGCGAUUAUUGAGUCCUGCAGAUAUCGGUUGAGAAAACCUGAUGAAGAAAUUUACAAGGUAAAAAUUUGUAGUGUGAACUACAGUGGGGUCCUGAUCCAGUGGCAAAAAACGUACCAUUUUGCAUCCAGGAAAACUAUCAAAAAUGUGGCAAAAUGCUUCCCUCUCCAAGUCAAAACACUACGAUUUCAAAAGCGCGCGCCCUUCAAAACGAAGUUUCUUCACUUGGAGAGAGAAGCAUUUUGCCACACUUUUGAUGCUUCCCUGAUGCAUAAUGGUACCUUUUUUGUCACUGGAUCGGAUCCGUCACUGUAACGGUCUAAUAAACAUUAUAAUUCCAGAAUUCUGAAGCUUCCAUUGCUUUCAGGUCGCCGCCAAAGAACUGGAUCUGAAGCCGGAAGAAUGCAUUUUUGUCGAUGACUUAUGGAUCAACUGCAGAGUCGCGGACCUUGUCGGAAUGACGUCCGUAGAAGUUGUCGUUGGAGAUACAAAAACAGCGGUUAGAAAGAUUGAGAACUUACUUGGCGUACCUUUGCUCGAAUAA